AAAAAAAACAAUUUGAGAUUAUAUAUACAUGCCACUUGACAUAUUGAUGAAAACCAUGUAAUCAAUCAUUCAUAUACAUUUUCAUCGUCAAAUAUGACUAUGAGUGAACUAGGUCCAUAUUUAGCAGUGUUAACAAUGCAAUUAAUAUAUGCCGGGAUGACCUUGAUGUCCAAGGCCGUGUUUAACGAAGGAAUGAAAACCUCUGUGUUUGUCUUCUACAGACAACUGAUUGGAGCCAUGAUUAUGGUCCCUUUGGCUUUGAUAUUUGAACGCAAACAAGCCGUGCCAGUGAAAUUCUCAUUUAAGACCAUCUUCAAGAUUUUUAUGCUUUCACUAUUUGGAAUUACUUUAGCUCUGAAUGUGCAUGGUAUUGCCCUUGUUUACACUUCUGCUUCGUUGGCUGCUGCUAUUGUUAAUUGCCUUCCUGCUUGUACAUUCUUCUUUGCUGUUCUGCUCAGAUUGGAAAAGGUAAAUAUAAGGACAAUAUCUGGAAUUUCAAAGAUAGUGAGUGUAUUAUUGUGUAUGGCUGGUGUUGCGAUUCUGGCAUUUUACAAGGGACCUCAAAUACGGAUUGCGCGGCAUCUCCUAUCUGGAUAUCAUCACAACUAUCAACAACAUAAAGAUAGUGAAUCACAUGAGAAAAAAUGGAUUUUGGGUUCUUUCCUCUUGUUCCUAGCCACAGUCAUGUGGAGUUUGUGGAUUGUAUUUCAGGCUCAGUUACUUAAAAGUUACCCUUCAAGAUUAAGGUUCAUGAGCAUUCAGAGCAUAUCUAGUGCAAUUCAGUCAUUUAUCAUUGCUAUAGCUUUUGAAAGAGAUUUUGAGCAGUGGAAGUUGGGUUGGAACAUGAGACUGUUAGCUGCUGUUUACUGUGGGGUACUAGUGACUGGAGUUUCAUAUUACCUGCAAGCAUUGGUGAUUGAGAAGAGAGGACCAGUUUUCUCAGCAACUUGGAAUCCACUGAGUUUUAUAAUUGCCACAAUUGGUUCUGUCUUCCUCUUGGGUGAGCCACUACGUUUAGGGAGUGUUUUGGGUGGGAUUGUGCUGGUUUUAAGUUUGUAUACUAUUUUAUGGGCAAAAAGAAAAGAAGGAGUCACUCAACACAAUUCUUUACCUAUUCAAGGAUAUAACAAAGAAUGUCCAGAUCAGGUGAAAACAGAGGACAUAUGCACCAAACCACCGCAAUGAGCAUGGUUUUUUUUUGUUUUCUUUGCUGGUUAUUCCUCUUUAUAGCCAAACUGCCAAACUGGGUUAACAGCAAAAAUUAGUAUGUAUCAAUUAAUAAGCAAAGCUUUUUUUUUUGGGCAGUGAUCUACACUACACUGAUUGCAUUUGAAAUUUGUUUUAGACUAA
Medicago truncatula (barrel medic) is the source of this 1350-nucleotide messenger RNA. Its product is annotated as WAT1-related protein At5g64700. The record is from RefSeq and is a predicted model, not a curated record. Bases 94 to 1185 code for a protein of 363 amino acids. Lineage: Eukaryota; Viridiplantae; Streptophyta; Magnoliopsida; Fabales; Fabaceae. Gene Ontology annotation, molecular function: transmembrane transporter activity. The transcript is spliced from 7 exons. Gene Ontology annotation, cellular component: membrane.